CGUUCAUCUUGUGUUGAGAGUUUUCUCUUUGGAAAGCCGUCCCUGAAGAGCAUUUCUCUUCGCAAUUUGCAGAGAUCGCCCUAUCUACAUUGGGUACUGAAGUCCCGCUCUUCCAUUGAGCUUAAAGACUCAUACAUAAACACUCCCACCGCUCUCUUUUCUCCAACACACUGUGCAAUUCCUCUCUUUACAAGAAUAUGGCGUCUCUCCGAGCAGCGACGCGGUUGCGUCCCCUGGCUGUCAAUGCCCCAAGAUCGAUCCAAUCCAUUCGAGCACGACGCCCCUACGCCGUAGCUGCAGCGGUCAAGCCCACCUCUUCCUCCAGCGAGCAACCCUUCUUCCCCGGUGAGCCCAAAGCACCCGUUGUUAAAACUGCGAUCCCGGGUCCGCAGAGCCAGGCAGCGAUCAAGGAAUUGGAUAAUGUAUUUGACACGAGGAGCUUGAAUAUGCUGGCCAAUUACCAGAAGAGCAUUGGGAAUUAUAUCGCGGAUCCCGAUGGAAAUCUCUUGUUGGAUGUCUACGCACAAAUCGCUUCUAUCCCAGUUGGCUACAACAACCCAGCACUCCAUGCUACCGCCUUGAGCGAACAAAUGGCAUCUGCGCUGAUCAACCGUCCCGCCUUGGGAAACUUCCCUUCCCAUGAUUGGGCCUCUAUCCUCGAGACCGGUGUCCUCAAGGUAGCACCAAAGGGACUGAACCAGGUCUUCACUGCCAUGGCUGGGUCCGAUGCCAACGAGACAGCCUACAAGGCAGCCUUUAUGUAUCGCCGCCAACAAGAGCGCGGUGGUGCAAAUGUUGAGUUUUCGGCAGAGGAACUUUCAUCCUCAAUGGUGAACCAAGCUCCCGGCGCUCCUGAAUUAUCAAUCUUGAGUUUCAAGACAGCUUUCCAUGGACGACUCUUUGGAUCGCUGUCUACGACGAGAUCGAAGCCGAUCCAUAAACUCGAUAUCCCUGCCUUCAAUUGGCCACAAGCUACUUUCCCUCUGCUCAAAUACCCCUUAGAGGACCACGUCGAAGAGAACGCACGCAUAGAGCAGGAAGCAUUAGCAGAUGUCGAGCGUUUAAUCACUACCCAUCCCCUUCCACCCUGCGCCGUGGUCGUCGAGCCUAUCCAAUCCGAGGGCGGCGACAACCACGCCUCGCCAGCCUUCUUCCGCGGCCUGCGUGCCCUCACAAAGAAACAUAACGUCCUCCUGAUCGUUGACGAGGUGCAGACCGGCGUCGGCGCCACCGGCAAGUUCUGGGCACACGAACACUGGGAUCUCGAGACCCCGCCCGACAUGGUAACCUUCAGCAAGAAAGCCCAAACCGCCGGCUACUACUUCGGCAACCCAGAGCUCCGACCCAACAAGCCAUACCGCCAAUUCAACACAUGGAUGGGCGACCCAGCCCACGCGCUCAUCUUCCGCGCCAUCAUCCAAGAGAUCGAGCGCCUGGAUCUCGUCAACCACACUGCCAAGGUCGGUGACUACCUCUACUCGGGUAUCGAAAGUCUUGCGCAGAAGUACCCCGGCGAGUUCAUGAACCUGCGUGGCAAGGGCAGGGGAACCUUCAUCGCGUUUGACAGCCCCCGCAGAGACGAGUUCCUGAAGAAGGCGAAGAGCGUCGGUGUCAAUAUUGGCGGUUGUGGAAACAGCGCUGUCCGCCUGCGUCCUAUGCUCGUUUUCCAGAAGCAUCAUGCGGACAUUCUCCUCGAUGCCAUGGAGAAGAUCGUCAAGUCGUAA
Amorphotheca resinae ATCC 22711 is the source of this 1724-nucleotide messenger RNA. RefSeq lists its product as hypothetical. The transcript has 3 exons. Bases 198 to 1724 code for a protein of 508 amino acids. Gene Ontology annotation, cellular component: mitochondrion. Gene Ontology annotation, molecular function: pyridoxal phosphate binding. NCBI's taxonomy places the organism in Eukaryota, Fungi, Ascomycota, Leotiomycetes, Helotiales, Amorphothecaceae. The record is from RefSeq and is a predicted model, not a curated record. Gene Ontology annotation, biological process: GABA catabolic process.